CUUUAGUGAAACUUGUAGGUGGGGACACAUGUAUGAGAGCAGCAAUGAUCUAGCUAACUAACUUUCUUCAGCUCUCAUUGAUGAUUAGAACAUAUAUCGAGUCACUGUUCACUUGGUUGUUUUAUUGUCUAUAGUCACUAAGACAGCUCUUCAUUUGUUGACUUUUUUUUAUUAACAAAUGUCUAUUUGCUUGUUGCCGUGAGAUGUUUGAUAAAUGGGAAGCUUAAAAAUGGUGGGGUGAGAAUUUUGAGAAGGUCAUGGAGUUAUACAAUGUGCAGCAACUUAAUCAGCAGAGUGUCCCGGUUCCAACCGCUCCUCCUAGAUCCAAAGAUGAGAGCUGCAGCAAGAACAGUCCUGCAACUCCACCUCUAAACAAAGAAUGUCCUGGAGGAAAAGGCUUACUCGCGGCUAACCAAGCAAGAACACAAACACAAAGUCGAUUCCACCGUGAUUCGUCUGGUCUUGCAACGACGCCAAAGCUUUCUAGCAUAAGUGGGACCCGAACCGAGACAUCAUCGGUUGAUAUGUCUGCAAGAAGUAGUGGCUCAUCAAGGGAAGAAGAAGAAGAAGAUGGAGAUUAUUCAAUGGAGGUCUCGGUACGUAAUGCAAGUGACAUGGAAACAGAAUGGCUGGAACAAGACGAAGAUGGUGUUUAUAUCACAAUCAGAGCUUUACCAGAUGGGAGUCGUGAGCUUAGACGUGUUCGCUUCAGCCGAGAUAGGUUUGGAGAAACAAAUGCAAGUUUGUGGUGGGAAGAGAACAGAGCUCGGAUUCAACAGCAGUACUUAUGAUGAUGCUCUCUGACUUUUGGUCCAUACCUUACAUAUGAAUUGGACAAUUCACUAUGAUUUUAUUUAAACUAGAGCUGAUGCAUAUUCUAUUACAUUUUUUAAUGACUAUACAAAAACCUAAUGAAGAAUUUCACAAUAACCGAACAAAUAUGGGAAACCGUAUUCUUCGAUUUAGGUCAUAUGAAGAAAUUCUUCACGUAU
Messenger RNA from Brassica napus (rape), 992 nucleotides. Its product is annotated as protein Brevis radix-like 2. The record is from RefSeq and is a predicted model, not a curated record. The coding region runs from base 258 to 791 and encodes 177 amino acids. The transcript has 3 exons. NCBI's taxonomy places the organism in Eukaryota, Viridiplantae, Streptophyta, Magnoliopsida, Brassicales, Brassicaceae.